Zasmidium cellare ATCC 36951 is the source of this 1254-nucleotide messenger RNA. RefSeq lists its product as uncharacterized. The record is from RefSeq and is a predicted model, not a curated record. The transcript is spliced from 5 exons. NCBI's taxonomy places the organism in Eukaryota, Fungi, Ascomycota, Dothideomycetes, Mycosphaerellales, Mycosphaerellaceae. Bases 1 to 1254 code for a protein of 417 amino acids.
AUGGCCCGCAGUGGGAUACAACUCAUUGUUCGCCAACAGCCUACGAGGGCGCAGGUCGUUCAAGAGAACAACCCCAAGAAUCGCAAGCCCAUCGAUCCUCCUCCCAUCAUCGAGCUCAAGUACGACGACCGAAAUGACCCCCAGAACAGCCAGUGGCUUGUCAGCCCGCGCACGUUCAUGAUGGUCAUUCUGAUCCCCGAAAGAGAGGGAGGAGAUCCGAUGGUGGGAAAGCAUUUGAUCGGACAGACUGUUUCGAGCUUGCACAGAUUGAAAGACAUCAACAACAAGGAUGGAGGCUUCUUCGUCUUUGGAGACAUUUCCGCCCGCAAACUUGGUCGCUACAAGCUGAGGUUCAGUCUGUUUGAUACAGAGAAGGAGAAGGACGUGGUCACGUUCAUGGGGUCCGUCGAUUCUGAGUCUUUCCCUGUUCUACCACAACGCGACUUUGGCAGCAUGUCCGAAUCGACACACCUGACACGCACCUUUUCCGACCAGGGCGUCAAGCUACGCGUUCGCAAAGACAAUCGCGCAAUCCCUGGAAUCGGCUCGAAACGAUCAUUCAACGCGUCACCACCUGAAACGACCUCCCCUGGGCUUCAUUCUGGCAUGUACGGAGGCGCCGUCCAGGACCAUCACUACGGCGGAUCAGUCCAUUCACCAGCAGCGAAGCGCCAUCGAUCAGGGAGCGAAUACGACAGUUCACACAUGUAUCAGCACAUGCCCAUGGGAGACAGUGCAUAUGGAAGUAGCAUUCCGAGCGCGACGCGUUACAGUGAGCACUCUCGCGUUCACAGAGGCUACAACCAGCAACAAUCACCCAUGAGUCUGUCGAUGAUGGGUCGAGUUCCGGCGAGCAUGGGAUCAUCUGUGCAGACCCCAGGCUGGCAGAACAUGCACCAGACCAGCGCAUUACCGUCACCGGCAUCAACGUCGAGCAACACCCAGCAGCCGUCAUACCCAAGUGUGACAUCACAACAACAGUCGUCCUCAUUGUUUGGGGACCCAGGAUCGGCGAGCUCGAUACCCAGGAACUACUACAGCAGCAGCAACUACCAGUAUUCUGGAACGGGACAGUAUCCAGGUCCGCAGUCUGGCGAAGUUCAGAGCGCAUAUUCCGAUCUCCAUCAGAUUCCAGACGCCGCAAAUUUGACAGCAACGCAGAGCCAGGGAUACGGUCAAGGGUACAUGCCAUACGCCACCGAGCCGAGCGAGGUACCUGGCGCGUAUGCGUACAUUGGGGAGCAAAAGUUCUAG